ACUCAGCAUUAUGGUCGAUAAUAUGCUCGAGUGCUUGGCAGCUCCAAUUAUAUUUAUUUAUCAGUUAUUUGCAUACGUUCGUUUAAUAAAUCCCAUGAUGCGUGAAGCCAUUUUGCUUGUCAUUCACAAUUUUUCGAUGUACUAUAUUAUAAAUUGCUUUAAGCAUUUGCUGCAAACUUCAAUAAACUCUUCUGGACCAGUAAAUACAUUUUAUUACGUGCCCCUAGUCUAUGAAGCUCCUGCUGUUCGUAGCACCUACGAAGAUGUUCACGUUGUGUUAAGGUCCACAAGUUGGCAUUUUCUUGAGACACUUUUCAGGCAUCAUUUGGCUCUGUUGCUGCCCUUUAUAAUGGCUCUAUCAGUGCCACGCUGCAAGCUGGUUUAUGUGAGCAGCCUGGUUAUUCUGUCAAACUUCACAAUGUGCAUGUGCUUCAUCUACUCCAUGUGGAAGUGGCUCGCCUUGAGCGGUUUCUCGGCAACCUUUCAACUGUUGCCCAUCGUGUUAAUGGGUCCCGUUCUGCAGCUGCUGCUCAUGGUUCGAUUCACGGGGCUUAUGAUGCUCAACCUAUGGACUGUUGUCUGAGGCAUGAAAUUGACUGUUCCAAGGGAACGAAGAUGCCGGCGAGGGAUUUGGAAAAGGGGCGAGAAAAGCAAUGCAAAAGUUUGGCAUCAAAUCAAACCAAUAAACUAACAAAACUGAGCAACUUCGGGCACUUGCACAAACCAGAAACACUUUCACUGCACACAACUGCCAAACUGCAGGCAUUUAUGACAGUCGCCCUUACUCGGAAGGAUUUUGGGGUGU
This is a messenger RNA of Drosophila grimshawi, 805 nucleotides long. RefSeq lists its product as uncharacterized. The record is from RefSeq and is a predicted model, not a curated record. Bases 11 to 583 code for a protein of 190 amino acids. Lineage: Eukaryota; Metazoa; Arthropoda; Insecta; Diptera; Drosophilidae. The transcript is spliced from 5 exons.